This is a messenger RNA of [Candida] anglica, 877 nucleotides long. Lineage: Eukaryota; Fungi; Ascomycota; Pichiomycetes; Serinales; Debaryomycetaceae. The record is from the annotation of a GenBank genome assembly.
AUCUACUCUACGUCUAGUUUAAUAAUUGAAUAGUUAAAAGAACUCUGAACCAGAAAUGUCUGAAUCAAUCAAGAGCUCAAAAUCAGAGACUAGUUCUAGUGGAUCUAGUGCUGCCCCUAAGGUAAAAAAGGGUGGCUUUAACAAAGAAGAAUUAAUUGCAACCGUUAAAUCAUUACAGUUUGCUUGGUUUGUUGGUCAGCUCUUUACCUUGUUGGGUGUAUUUUUUUACACUUUAACUUACGUAAGAGUUUGGAAGAGUCUGUUUAAAUUUUGGUACAUCUUAUCUUUAGUUGGAGUUGCAGAAAGUUUUGGAGUUCUUUUGUUUCAAAUCUUUACAAGAAGUGGAGGUAAGGUUUCAAUUCUUUUGAAAGAUGAAAACACUCAAUACUUGUUGAUAUCACUUAUCUUCUUAUACCUUAGACCAUAUGUGAUUUUCCCAUUGAUUCCAUUUGCAUUAUUUUCAAUUUUCCAUGUCUUGGCCUAUGUUGAUGGUACCUUACUCCCAAUUUUUGGAUUAGAAAAUACUCCAAUUUCGAAGAGUAUUUACACUUUUACAACUUCUCAAAACUCCUCUUCAAUUCACUUAGCUAGUUGUAUUGAAAUUUUUUCAUUCUUCUGGUUACUUUUGAGAGUUGUUACUUUCAGAAAGAGAUCGUUGAUUCCAUUCAUUGUUUAUGGAGUUUUCCUCAAACUUAGAUUUGAAUAUUCUGAAAUCACAAGAGAGUAUAUUAAAUCCAUUGAAAUUCAAGUUGAUGAACAAGUUAAUCACUUGAAUAUUCCUGCUAUUAAGAAUGGUUGGGUCCAAGUUAAGAGUGUUUUAAGAAGAGUCGGAGGAAUUUAUUUGGUUAAUAAUUAUAAUAAGCAAAAGUCUACUUGA